AUGACUAAUGACUAUGGAUCUAGUAGUGGUACCCCUUAUAGUGGAAGUUACUUGCAACGCAAGCAAGGAAAUGGUAAGGGUCAACAAAUUGCCGAUGCUCUGAAACUAAAUGUUCUGGAUACUUUUUCAUCAGUGAAAUACCCCCCAAAUCGAAUUCAAUCACUUGAUCGUGAAUAUGAAAUAUCUCUUAAGCAAUUCUGGUGUUAUAUACUUAAGUUCUGGGGUUAUGAAUUAGAUAUUUUGGAUGAAGAUAUCAAAUAUCGGAAGCAUUUUGUUGUUUCAUCUGAUGUGGCAGAAAGAUCACCAGCAGUUACUAAAGACAUACCUGCUCCAAAACGUAGAUACUGGGGGUUGGUAGGAGGAGACGGUGGACAGUCAGAUUCGGGACCACUGAAAAGAGAAGAAGACAUUCAGAAUCUGACUGGUGAAAGUUAUAUACCAAUAUCUAUCCCCGAUCAAUACAGAUACACGUAUGUUAAUUAUUAUCAAGCAAUUAAUCAAUUGAGUAAGGACUAUGGAGAUGAAUCUUGUGAUGAGCUUUUGGAUCUAGUUGAACAACUUCAAUACAAUGGAACUGUCGAAUGUCGUCCCAAUAAUCAUAUACAUCCAGCAUAUGCACAGUACAAGCCCAAAGAUUUCCAUAAAACUUAUUGGGUCACUCAAAGAAAUGAUCUUUUGGAUAAUUGGUUUCUUAAGGCUUUAAGGGCUAGAAAGUCCAACACUGAAAAUUGCUUGCAAAUGUUCACUGCUGACCUUCAUUGGAGAGGGAAUGUUUUCACUCCAAACAAAUGGGUAUUGGAAGGAGAUGCACCAGCGUUUAUUGACGGAUCAGAAAAAGGUUUUAUCAAGAAUUUAACAUCUCAGAAAAGUUGGAUGAGAGGUACUGAUGUUAAUGGAAAUCUCUUGUAUAUCUUUAGAUCCGAUCAUCAUUUCCCAGGAGAUGCAAAUCAAGAAGAAAUGAGGAAAUGGUGUAUUUUACAUGUUGAAUGGAUCCGUUUAUUGUUAAAGGAGGUUCUGACUGGUUUGGAUACUGUGACCGUCUUAUUUGAUCUUACUGGGUUUUCGAUGAAAAAUAAUGACUAUCAUACUAUGAAGUUUGUAGCAGAAGUUUUCGAAGCACAUCAACCAGAAUGUUUGGCUAAAGUCUUGAUUUAUAAUCCACCAUGGAUUUUCCCUACUCUUUACAAUAUCAUUAAAGGAUGGCUUGAUCCAGAUGUUGCAAAAAAGAUCACGUUCAUCAAUUCUUUUAAGGAUUUAACUAAUCAUAUCCCUGUUGAUAGUAUCCCAAGUUUUAUGGGAGGAAAUGACGAAUUUUCAGGUGAAUAUGUUGAACCAACAAAGGAAGACAUUAAUCCACCAAAGGAAAAGAAUUCAAAAUAUUGGCAAUUACUUAAAGAAAGACACAUUUUGAAUUUAAAAUUCUUUGAACGUACAAAACGAUGGAUUGAAACUACCGAUCCUGCAAUGAGUGCCAAAUAUUUGAAGGAUAAAAUCGAUUUAGAUAUUUUGUUAGCUCAAAAUUAUUGUGCAAUUGACCCUUACAUUAGAUCUAGAGGAUUCUAUGAUAGACUUGGAACUAUGGAACUUGGCAUUUAG
This is a messenger RNA of [Candida] anglica, 1596 nucleotides long. The record is from the annotation of a GenBank genome assembly. NCBI's taxonomy places the organism in Eukaryota, Fungi, Ascomycota, Pichiomycetes, Serinales, Debaryomycetaceae.